CCGCGCCAUCGGCCCCUGAAGGUCUGACUUUUCUAGAUUAAGCCACACCCUGUCAGAAUUUUUUCGUUUUUUCGCCGUCGUCGUCUCCUCGGAUCUUCUGCAACGCUCAUUUCUUGGCUGCCGCCGUCAUCCCGGAGCCACAUCUCUUGGCCCACGAGAUCCAUCGCCUUGUCCAGCGGGAGUGCCAAAGAGCCUCCCUUGGCACUCCACUACCGAAGUCUCUGAAGUCGAUUAAAAGCUUGUCUGCCGGCCUCCUCCCGCUUGAGUUGAAGAGCUUCUGGAGUUCUUGAAGAGCUUCGAAAAGCCUCCGAAAGUCUUGAAGAGCUUCUGUUCCGGUUGCACAACCCAUCCCACUCGUCAGCAACCACUCAGGCUCCAGAACCCUGCUAUCUCGUCAUCACUGCUGUGUAAACGGUUCUCCUCGCUUGUUGCUGUUGGUUGCAAGCACUUCUGCCGGCUUUAUCAUACGCCGCAACACCACGGCGGUUUUUCUCUGUUAGGAAGCUUCGAGCUCGUCAUCGAGUCAGCUCUGAACCAAUUAUUGCUUCUUUGCUCGAUUGCGCGAUCUUGCAAGGGCUUUUUGACAGCGUCAAUUUCGCACCUCCUGCCUCAAAUCGCCACCCCCGUCGAGGUUCAAGGACUUGGACCGCUCUAGUCACCGCUUGCAACAUCAGCUUCUGUACAUUCCCACCCCCCCCCCCCUGGAUCCCCUUCCGACCGCCCACCUGUGAGCGCCCAGUUCCGCGUUGACUCGCGUGGAGCCAGCUCUGUGGCACAGUAACGAACCCCGGCGACUCUUAUAUAUCCUUGGAGCACCUUCACUCGAGGAGUCGCUGUCUUUUGCCUUCGGAUUGCCUCUGUAGUCGCUCGCUCGACGUAUCGUUUUUGGAGCAUUUCUGAACGAUCCUCGACCCGUUCAGCCACAAUGUCGAGCACAAGCACCAAGAUUGGCCACGGCCUGGCUAAGGUCUUGGGUAUCAAGCUCGAGAAGCCCGAGAACGAGGAGAUGCUUCGCGGCGAAUCCGUCUUUUCGGUUCAAUCAUCCGACACAUUCGUCGAAGAGGAGCCUACAACCGCCGAGUGGUUUCUUGAGCUCCUGCCUGACGGCCAGCAAAUUCUCGACUACAUCCGAUCUUUGUUUCCCUUCCUUAACUGGAUUGGACACUACAACAUGCAAUGGUUCCUUGGCGAUCUGGUUGCUGGUGUCACCGUUGGCGCGGUAGUCGUGCCCCAAGGUAUGGCCUACGCUUUGCUCGCAAAGCUUGAGCCUCAGUUCGGUCUCUAUUCGUCCUUCAUGGGCGUAAUCAUUUACUGGUUCUUCGCUACCUCCAAGGACAUCACCAUCGGCCCCGUAGCCGUCAUGUCAACUGUCGUCGGCAACUUGAUCACCGAUGUUCGAGAAGAAUUCCCGCAGUAUCAAGGCCACCAGAUUGCAUCGGCUUUGGCUAUCAUUGCCGGUGCCAUCAUCCUCUUCAUCGGUCUGAUCCGCAUGGGAUGGGUUGUCAACUUGAUUUCUUUGACAUCGUUGUCGGCUUUCAUGACUGGCUCCGCCAUCAGCAUUGCUGUCGGUCAACUAGUCACGUUGUUAGGCAUCAAAGGUGUCAACACCAGAGAGGCUACCUAUCUUGUGUUCAUCAACACCCUCAAGAACUUACCCAAGACGAAGAUGGAUGCCGCUAUGGGCUUGACCGCCCUCACUAUGCUUUACCUCCUUCGAUUCAUCUUUACUACGCUGGCAAAGCGAUACCCCCAAAAGUCGAAGCUCUUCUUCUUUCUUUCGACUCUACGAACGGUUUUCGUCAUUCUCCUCUACACCAUGAUCAGUUGGUUAGUCAACAUGAACAGACGGUCAAACCCGAUGUUCAAGAUUUUGGGAGAUAUUCCCAGAGGUUUCCAGGAUGUUGGCACUCCCAAGAUCGACACCGGCCUAAUCAGUGCCUUCCUUCCGUUCUUGCCGGCCAGCGUUAUCGUGUUGGUCAUCGAGCAUGUCGCCAUCUCGAAGUCUUUCGGUCGUGUGAACAACUACACCAUCAACCCUUCGCAGGAGUUUGUAGCCAUUGGCGUGACGAACGUCCUCGCUCCCUUCCUUGGCGGUUACCCAUCCACGGGCUCAUUCAGUCGUACCGCCAUCAAGUCCAAGGCCGGUGUCAGGACUCCUUUUGCCGGUGUCAUCACCGGCCUCGUCGUUCUACUCGCCAUUUAUGCCUUGACGGCUGUAUUCUUCUACAUCUCUAGCGCUUCCCUUGCCGCAGUCAUCAUCCACGCUGUCGGCGACCUGAUCACCCCGCCCAACACUGUCUACCAGUUCUGGCGUGUGUCUCCUCUCGAAGUUGUCAUCUUCUUCAUCGGUGUUUUCGUCACGAUAUUCUCAUCCAUCGAAAAUGGCAUUUAUGCUACAGUCUGCAUCUCCGCUGUGCUUCUCCUCUGGCGCAUUCUGAGAGGACAGGGCCGCUUUCUCGGCAAGGUCAAGAUCCACUCUGUCGUGGGCGAUCACGUUAUUGGCGAGGACCACAGACAAGUCAUUGGCGAAUAUGGUACCUUCAACGCCAGCGACAAUGCGGCGCGUAACGUGUUCCUGCCCAUUGAUCAUGGCGAUGGUUCCAAUCCCGAAGUCACUCUCGACAGCCCUUACCCCGGUAUUUUUAUCUACCGCUUUUCCGAGGGCUUCAACUACCCCAACGCCAGUCACUCUCUCGAAUAUCUUACUGAAUACAUCUUCAAACGGACUCGCCGGACGAAUAUGGAGGCUUACGGGCGUCUUGGUGACCGCCCUUGGAACGACCCCGGCCCAUCGCGCAAGGCCAAGAAGGCGCAGGCCCAGAUGCACGAGGAGGAAAAUAGGCCUACGCUUAAGGCCAUCAUACUCGAUUUCAGCUCCGUCAACAACGUCGACUUGACCUCGAUUCAACAACUCAUCGAUGUCCGCAACCAGCUCGACCGCUACGCCACCCCGGACAAAGUGAAUUGGCACAUUGCCUGCAUCAACAACCGAUGGACCAAGAGGGCGCUUGUCGCCGCCGGUUUCGGCUACCCCGUCGACCGCAGCGACGGUCUGCAACACCAGUGGAAGUCCAUCUUUAGCGUCGCCGAGAUUGGUGGUUCAGAGUCUGCCGCGGCGGUGGCAGAGAAGGAGGCGAACGAGAAAGAAAUUUCGUCGCAUGGCAAGUCAUCAAGGGCAGCGGAUGAAGAGGUGGGCAAGGAUGGUGGCACAUACGACCAGAUCGACCCCAUCUCCUCGGGUUCCAGGAAAAAUGCCAGCCCGAAGCGCAAGGGAGUUGUCGUCCACGGUCUCAACAGACCGUUUUUCCACGUCGACCUGACGAGCGCAUUACAAAGUGCCAUCGCGAACAGCGAGGGCAGGGGCCAUCUCGAGGACGAGGGCGAGGGCGGCGCCAAGAGCCCGAGUAGCUCGAGUGACUGAAGUGAGGGUUGAGAUACAGGAUUAGCGAUUGAUACCCUAGACGGUAAAACAUUUGUUAGAUUGGUAUGAUCAGGAAAUACGGUGCGGUCAUAACCAAGCACACAGAGUUGUUUGUUACGAGACUAUCCGUAUAUAGAGCAGAGCUCAUGUUCUGUCUCGAAAUAAUGUUACGACGA
This is a messenger RNA of Colletotrichum destructivum, 3597 nucleotides long. RefSeq names its product Putative SLC26A/SulP transporter, STAS domain, sulfate anion transporter, STAS domain superfamily. The record is from RefSeq and is a predicted model, not a curated record. NCBI's taxonomy places the organism in Eukaryota, Fungi, Ascomycota, Sordariomycetes, Glomerellales, Glomerellaceae. Gene Ontology annotation, biological process: transmembrane transport. Gene Ontology annotation, molecular function: secondary active sulfate transmembrane transporter activity. The coding region runs from base 926 to 3421 and encodes 831 amino acids. The transcript has 3 exons. Gene Ontology annotation, cellular component: plasma membrane.